AUGGCGAAUUAUUCAUGGUCAAGCGGUGAUGGGAAUCACCAAAAUGCGUACUUCGGAAACUCCAUGACGUCGCCGGGAAGCUCAGAGAUGAAACACCAGUCGGGAUCUGCCAUGUAUUGGAGCUCCGAAGAACAAGCAAUUCUCGAAGAUGGUCUUGUUAGAUAUUCGUCGGAGCCGAUUAUUUCACGUUACGCGAAAAUAGCGUUAGAGCUUCAGAAUAACAAGACCAUUAGAGACAUAGCUAUGCGUUGCAGAUGGAUAAAUACGAAAGACAAUAACAAGAGAAGAAAGGAAGUCCACGAGGUGUCGGGAAGAGCCAGAGUUGACAAUAAGGAGAUUAUUGAUAUGGUUGUGGCUUCAAACUCAGCUACACAUUUUCUUAGAGAAGAAGAUGGGAUCGCCAGUGAGCUUCUUAAACAGAAUGAGCAACUCCUCAAUCAGAUUUCUGCAAAUCUCACAUUCUCGAGGUUAACAGAAAACUUGACACUCUUCCACAAAAGCCGAGAAAACAUCAGGAAACUUCUCACAAAUUUGACUGAGAAUGCCCCGGAGCAGAUGAAGCAUAUGCCACCAUGGCCGGAGAAAUUGAGAGAAGAUCAUGAUGAGCUACUUGAUUCAAUCCUUCCUCCCUCACAUCUACCAUGA
This is a messenger RNA of Eruca vesicaria subsp. sativa (arugula), 645 nucleotides long. The record is from the annotation of a GenBank genome assembly. NCBI's taxonomy places the organism in Eukaryota, Viridiplantae, Streptophyta, Magnoliopsida, Brassicales, Brassicaceae.